This is a messenger RNA of Penicillium mononematosum, 1755 nucleotides long. RefSeq lists its product as uncharacterized. The record is from RefSeq and is a predicted model, not a curated record. The transcript has 2 exons. NCBI's taxonomy places the organism in Eukaryota, Fungi, Ascomycota, Eurotiomycetes, Eurotiales, Aspergillaceae. The coding region runs from base 1 to 1755 and encodes 584 amino acids.
AUGUUGCCUCCUCGAAGCGCUAUCGGUCGAAUACCAAGUCAUAUACGACCGACUCAUCUGCCUCGGAUCUCCGGUCCCAACGUACAUCUCCGACCAUUCACCAAUCGCACACGCCUACUUCUUCUUUCUCCGGCGCCGGGUCGCCCUCAACUGCCCUUCCUAUCACCUCUUGCGCCGACCCGUCCACUACCACCGCUAUCAAUCCAUCUCCGCCAGCACUUUGGUCGCUUGAUAUCUACCGAGAGCCGCGAGCAUUACAAGCGAAGGGUAUCACGAGGUGUUAAGAUCGGCUUAUCGGUGUCUGCCAUCCUUGUCUUGUUCUCUGCGAUACAGCUCGGCAUCUACCAAGAAGACAUCGAGCAUUCAUGGCCCACUCCACCAGAAUGGUCCUGGAAAAGCCGCUGGUGUCUGCGAUCCGCACAAGCACUGCAGAACCCUGAGCAGAUCGGCAAGCUGAUGACGAAUUGGCCCAUGGUCGCUGGAUAUCUUCGUGAGCUGCUGGAGCGCCUGGAGGACUUAGAUGGAGAAGGAAAGGGUCUUUUGGAACAAGAUGACGGUGGAUUUCUGGUCGAAGGUGUCGGCCGCACUGGGUUCGAUGUCUCCGCAAAGAGUGAGCCUUGGCGCCGCGGAUAUUUCCAGGCCCUGAUGGGUGCUGCCAAGGCUGCUGAGAACCUGGACGGCUGGUUAACAGAUCGCAAGCAGAAGAUAUCUGCGCCUGCGGAAUACGUUGUUGGACCCUCAAAUCCUCGACCAAAACCCAUGCCCGCUGGCCAAAAGAAGGUCCCACGGGAAGAGGACUGUGAGCAGGCGUCUCCGUCUCCGGAGCGCUUUUACAUGAAGGUUUUGACAACAAAAGGCUUUGACACAAGGCAGAGACUCGAUGCUGCCUUGGCCUAUGCUGAUUGGCUUGAUUUCAAAGGCUUGGGCGUUACGGCGGGUGACAUGUACAAGUGGGCCUUGGACAUUGCUGCCAGUGGGCUGGAAGGAGAUGCUAGCAAGAUUGUGGAUUUGAAGAACGGCCUCUUGAAGAGUAACAGCGGGGACCUGCCUUCAGAGAACAUCCUCCGUGUCUGCACGGCCCUCGCCGUCCACAAUGCUCGUCAAGCCGAUCUUCCAACGGCUUUGUCACUCUUCACAUCUGUUCUUAAAGCCCGACGCAGCCUACCUCUCUCAUCAGGCCCUGACACAAUCCCCUCUUUUCCGACUCCGCCUAAAUCUAACAAUGACCCAUUCGCUUCCCUCUUCAAAUCGCUCAAAAAUGUCCUCAUUCCUGUGGAGUACCCAGCACCCCUCCCGUCAGGCAACGAACCCCCACGCCGCACCACGGCAUCCGCCUGUGAAGAAGCAGGAUUGAUGACCUACAUCGGCGAGAUAUUGUACGCCUCCUCGUCGAAGGAGGCCGGCCUAGCCUGGACGCGCGAUGCAGUCGACAUGGCCGAGUCCACGAUGCUCGACCUCGGCAAUUCAGCCGACCGCAAUGCCCGAACCCGCUGCGCACAGUUGGGCUGGAGAAUUGGAAAACUACUGGUCUCUUCUCUUGUUACCCGUGCUCGACGAGAGGAGCAGGAGAGCAGGGAUCGGGCCAAGAGUGCUUGGUUUGGCGGCGAGCGCCGUGCAGAGGCCAAGCAUCUUGAUCGUCGACGUUGGGAGGCUGAAGAUGCUAUUCUAGAGGACCGGAUUCGUCGCCUCUUUCCUCUCCUUGAGGGUGAGUCUGGGCUGGAUCUCCUCGCUCCAAAUAGCUCUUUGUUUGUGUAG